Messenger RNA from Nomascus leucogenys (northern white-cheeked gibbon), 3940 nucleotides. RefSeq names its product solute carrier family 35 member F6 (gene SLC35F6). Gene Ontology annotation, molecular function: transmembrane transporter activity. The record is from RefSeq and is a predicted model, not a curated record. NCBI's taxonomy places the organism in Eukaryota, Metazoa, Chordata, Mammalia, Primates, Hylobatidae. Gene Ontology annotation, cellular component: intracellular membrane-bounded organelle; membrane. Gene Ontology annotation, biological process: transmembrane transport.
CACCCGGCCCGGAAGCGCUCGCGCAGGAGACCCCGGGUGACGGGGCCGGGCGCCGCUAAGUGGACCGAGCCCCAGCGUCCGCCGACAUGGCCUGGACCAAGUACCAGCUGUUCCUAGCCGGGCUCAUGCUCGUUACGGGCUCCAUCAACACGCUCUCGGCAAAAUGGGCGGACAAUUUCACGGCUGAGGGCUGCGGAGGGAGCAAAGAGCACAGCUUCCAGCAUCCCUUCCUCCAGGCAGUGGGCAUGUUCCUGGGAGAAUUCUCCUGCCUGGCUGCCUUCUACCUCCUCCGGUGCAGAGCCGCAGGGCACUCAGACUCCAGCGUAGACCCCCAGCAGCCCUUCAACCCUCUUCUUUUCCUGCCCCCAGCGCUCUGUGACAUGACAGGGACCAGCCUCAUGUAUGUGGCUCUGAACAUGACCAGUGCCUCCAGCUUCCAGAUGCUGCGGGGUGCGGUGAUCAUAUUCACUGGCCUGUUCUCGGUGGCCUUCCUAGGCCGGAGGCUGGUGCUGAGCCAGUGGCUGGGCAUCCUAGCCACCAUCGCGGGGCUGGUGGUCGUGGGCCUGGCUGACCUCCUGAGCAAGCACGACAGUCAGCACAAGCUCAGCGAAGUGAUCACAGGGGACCUAUUGAUCAUCAUGGCCCAGAUCAUCGUCGCCAUCCAGAUGGUGCUAGAGGAGAAGUUCGUCUACAAACACAAUGUGCACCCACUGCGGGCAGUUGGCACUGAGGGCCUCUUUGGCUUUGUGAUCCUCUCCCUGCUACUGGUGCCCAUGUACUACAUCCCCGCCAGCUCCUUCAGUGGAAACCCUCGUGGGACGCUGGAGGAUGCAUUGGACGCCUUCUGCCAGGUGGGCCGGCAGCCACUCAUUGCCGUGGCACUGCUGGGCAACAUUAGCAGCAUUGCCUUCUUCAACUUCGCAGGCAUCAGCGUCACCAAGGAACUGAGUGCCACCACCCGCAUGGUGCUGGACAGCUUGCGCACCAUUGUCAUCUGGGCACUGAGCCUGGCACUGGGCUGGGAGGCCUUCCAUGCACUGCAGAUCCUUGGCUUCCUCAUACUCCUUAUAGGCACUGCCCUCUACAAUGGGCUACACCGUCCGCUGCUGGGCCGCCUGUCCAGGGGCCGGCCCCCGGCAGAGGACAGUGAGCAGGAGAGACUGCUGGGUGGCACCCGGACUCCCAUCAAUGAUGCCAACUGAGGUUUCCUGGAUGCCUCAGGAAUCCUGCCACCCGGGUGCUCCUUCACCCUGAGACUGAGGCCACACAGGCUGGUGGGCCCCAAAUGCCCUGUCCCCAAGGCCUCACCCUGUCCCCUCCCUGCAGAACCCCCAGGGCAGCUGCUGCCACAGAAGAUAACAACACCCAAGUCCUCUUUUUCUCACUACAACCUGCAGGGUGGUGUUACCCAGCCCCCACAAGCCUGAGUGCAGUGGCAGACCCCAGAUCUCUGGACCCCUCCUACAGCACUAGAGCUAAAUCAUGAAGUUGAAUUGUAGGAAUUUACCACCCUAGUGUAUCUGAAUCAUAAACUGGAUUAUCAUAGUUAUCUAGUUUAUGAGUCAUAAGCUAGAUUUGAUUCUCCAAAGAAGAAAAGUCAGUGAGCAAAUUUAAACCAGAACUAAGCAUUAUAUUUUCUUUUUUUUUUUUUUUUUUUUGAGACAGUCUCGCUCUGUCGCCCAGGCUGGAGUGCAGUGGCACGAUCUUGGCUCACUACAACCUCUGCCUCCCAGGUUCAAAUGAUUCUCCUGCUUCAGCCUCCCAAGUAGCUGGGAUUACAGGUGCAUAACACCAUGCCUGGGUAAUUUUUGUAGAGAUGGGGGUUUCACCAUGUUGGCCAGGCUGGUCUCAAACUCCUGACCUCAGGUGAUCUGCCUGCCUCGGCCUCCCAAAGUGCUGGGGUUACAGGUGUGAGCCACCAUGCCCAGCCAUAACUAAGCAUUAUGUUUUCUAAAACUUCUAAGAUCUUCCCUAAACCCAUCUGAAGAUCGGGGUUUUAGCCCACACUCUGCCUCAAACUCACUGUAGCUCCCAGCACAUUACCCAGUUGCUCUGGGUAGUAGGUGUUAUGCUCUGGGAAGUAGAUGUUGAUGUUGUGGCCUUAGUGCCUUCCGGCCCCAGCAUUCCUUGGGACUGUGAUCUUGACCAACCUGAGAAAACAGUAACAGCCCAUCCACUGGAAAUACCCCUCUGCCCACGGCACCACCCUUCUGUGCUGUUUUUUUGUUUUUGUUUUUGUUUUUGUUUGUUUCUUCUUUUGAGACAGUCUUGCUCUGUUGCCAGGCUGGAGUACAGUGGUGUGAUCUCGACUCACUGCAACCUCCCCCUCCCAGGUUCAAGCAAUUCCCCUGCCUCGGCCUCCUGAGUAGCUGGGACUACAGGCGUGUGCCACCACACCCGGCUAAUUUUUUGCAUUUUUUAGUAGAGAUGGGGUUUUGCUAUGUUGGCCAGGAUGGUCUCGAUCUCCUGACCUCAUGAUCCACCUGCCUCAGCCUCCCAAAGUGCUGGGAUUACAGGCAUGAGCCACCGCACCCAGCCCUUUUUUUUUUUUUUUUUUUUUUUUAAGAGACAGGGUCUUGCUGUGUCACCCAGGCACAGCUUACUGCAGCCUUGAACUCCUGGGAUCAAUCAGUCCUCCUGCCUCAGCCUCCUGAGUAGCUAAGACUAACAGGUAUGUACCACCAUGCCUGGUUUAUUGUUUUAUUUUUUUGCAGAGAUGGGUCUCACUGUGUUGCCCAGGCUGAUCUCAAACUCCUAGCCUCAAGCGAUCCUCCCAUCUCAGCCUCCCAAAGUGCUGGGAUUACAGGCCUGAGCCACCCCACCUUGGCAACAGAGUGAGACCUGUCCCUGUUUUCCUGCUCUUACUCUCACCUCCGAGGCCUCCUCUGCCUGGGAGAGAUUGCAGGGAAAUUCCAGGCAGCCCUUGUCAAUUGUUUUUAUGAAUUCUUUACCUGCUCCUUUAAAGACAAGGAAACUGGGGCCCAAAGUUCUAAGUUGUUUGGCAAAUGGAGUCUCCUACUUUCAGUUCCUGCAAGGACCUGGGGGACCCCCAGGUCCAGCAGCCACAUGAUUCUGUAGCAGACUGGGACUUAGAGCACAUCUGGAUCUCAGCCCCACCCCUGGCAACCUGCCUGCCUAGAGAACCCCCAAGGUGACAGACUUCGCAGGAUUCUGCCAUUUAGAGUAAUUCUGGUAUCCUGGGCGUUGCGUUAAGUUGCUUAACUUUCAUUCUGUCUUACGAUAGCCUUCAGAGGUGGGAACAGAUGAAGAAACCAUGCCCCAGAGAAAGUUAAGUGACUUCCUCUUUAUGGAGCCAGUAUUCCAACCUAGGUUUACCUGAUACCAGACCUGUGGCCCCACCUCCCAUGCAGGUCUCUGUGGGGUCUUUGGGAUGGAUCUUCUAGGGCUGGGCUGGAAGCCUCAUGUACUGUUGUCCUCUAGGUAACCACCCUGAAGAGAAGGGGUGGCAUCAGGAAUCGCAGGGAACCGAGCAGACUUUGGUCCAAUGCUGCUCCUUGGAACAGUUGAGUGCAGCCUUAAACCAUUCUCCUGGGCAGCUCAGUCAUAAAACACUGAAUGCCUGCCUUAAAAUAGCCUCUGAGGGAAGGGAGCUGUUGACAAGUGAAGCCCUCAGGUUGUGUGGGAUUCCAGCAGGUUAUUAUAGCUUGUGGGGGAAGGGAGGGUCCAUUCCACCAGCUUUGAAUCCCAGGGUCCCCUCAGCUUCUCUCGGCCACAGUGUCUGUCCCAGGAAGAAGCAAAUGGACAGUGAGGAUGAUGGAGAGACUACAGCUGCCUUGUCUAAAACCUGGGAUCUUAAGAGUGUUAUUUUGGCUUUAUUUUUUAAAAAAAAGAAAAGGAAAAUUGGCAAUUAAUCCAUUCUCGCAUUGCUAUAAAGAAAUACCUGAGACUGGGUAAUUUAAUUUAUAAAGAAAAGAGGUUU